Girardinichthys multiradiatus is the source of this 3879-nucleotide messenger RNA. Its product is annotated as gastrula zinc finger protein XlCGF57.1-like. The record is from RefSeq and is a predicted model, not a curated record. Gene Ontology annotation, biological process: regulation of transcription by RNA polymerase II. Bases 278 to 1963 code for a protein of 561 amino acids. Gene Ontology annotation, molecular function: RNA polymerase II cis-regulatory region sequence-specific DNA binding; DNA-binding transcription factor activity, RNA polymerase II-specific. The transcript has 2 exons. NCBI's taxonomy places the organism in Eukaryota, Metazoa, Chordata, Actinopteri, Cyprinodontiformes, Goodeidae.
CCUUGCUCAGGUAAACUAGCAGAUGUAAGCUGCAACAAUGGCGGGUCUGGAGGGAAGAUUGCGUUUUCUAAGUGGAAGUACAGACACUACUUUAUUCUCCUUGAGGUGUGGAAAACAAUAAUACAUUUAGUCAUGAUUUCCGGUUCCGCUGGCCCCGCCCCCUCUUCCCAAACACGUGGAUCUUUUCCGGGUUCUUCAUCCUUUGUUCCCUGUUCGUCAGCAGCCCAGAAGCGGGAGUGUUGAUAAAGCUGUAAGAGAGCUGCAGCAGCAGCAGUUGAUGAACUCUGGAAAGAAGUCCAGCAGCUUGAGGAACAUCUGGUCAAAGAAACUGGAGGGAAGCAGGAGCUCAAACAGCGGCAGGACGCAGCAGAGGAAGAGACACCAGAUGAUGGAUGAUGUUUUCCAGCCCAGAUUAGAUUUUAAAGAAGAGGCUCCUGAAGAACAGAGUCCUGAUAUGGACCAGCAGGAACUGGAGCUCCUCCACAUAAAAGAGGAAAGUGAAAGAAUCUGGACCAGCCAGGAUGGAGAACAACUGAAUGUGAAGGAGGAGACUGAUGAUACCAGGUUUCCAGUAACUGUUGUUAAUAUGAAGAGUGAAGAGGAUGAAGAGAAACCUCUGUUCUCUCAGCUUCAUCAACACCACACAGACGACAGAGAUCUUCCAAGAAGUAUCUCAACUGACCAGAUAAAAGCAGAAAUUAAAGAAGAGGACUGUGGAACAGCAGAAAUCAGCAUAAACCCAGAUCUAAAUACUCAUGGAGGCUCUUCCAACUAUUUAGAGACUAAAGACGGUGAAGAUGAUGAAGAGGAUGAUGAUGUGAAGCAUCAUAAAUCUGAGCUUAAACACUUAUCAGACUCUGAAACUGAAGACAGUGAGGAGGAUUGGAAGGAGAGCAGGACUUCAGGAUCAGGCAGAAACACUGUCAACAAAUCUUUGAGCUGCUCUGAGUGUGGAGGAAAAUUUGCUAACAGACGCUCUCUUCAGAGUCACAUGACAUGUCAUCCAAGAUUAACGUCUUCAGAUUGUUCUGGUAAUGAGAUUUGUUUCAGAGAAAAGAAAAUUAUAGAUUCACUGACAAAUGUCCAGAAAGGUAGUAAAACAUUUAAUUGUGGUGAGUGUGGUCAAGGUUUUACCAGGAAAUAUAAUUUAAAACGACACACAAAAGUCCAUACUGGGGAGAAACCUUUUAUUUGUGAUGCAUGUGGAAAAAGAUUUUCCUCCAAGUCAAAAUUAAACACACACAUGAGAAUCCACACAGGAGACAAACCUUUUGUUUGUGAUGCUUGUGGAAAAAGAUUUGUCUACAAGUCAGCUUUAAACAGGCACUUGAGAAUUCACAAAGGAGACAAACCCUUUGCUUGUGAUGUAUGUGGAAAAAGAUUUGUCUUCAAGUCACAAUUAAACACACACAUGAGAAUCCACACAGGAGACAAACCCUUUCCUUGUGAUGUAUGUGGAAAAAGCUUUGUGCAGAAGUCAACUUUAGAUAAACACAUGAGAAUUCACACAGGAGACAAACCUUUUGGUUGUGAUGCAUGUGGGAAAAGAUUUGUGCAGAUGUCAACUUUAGAUAAACACAUGAGAAUCCACACAGGAUAUAAACCUUUUGGUUGUGAUGCAUGUGGGAAAAGAUUUUACUACAAGUCAGAAUUAAAUACACACAUGAGAAUUCACACAGGAGAUGAACCUUUUAGUUGUGAUGCAUGUGGAAAAAGAUUUGUCUACAAGUCAGUUUUGAACAGGCACAUGAGAAUUCACACAGGAGACAAACCCUUUGGUUGUGAUGCAUGUGGAAAAAGAUUUGUCUUCAAGUCACAAUUAAACAGACACAUGAGAAUUCACACAGGAUAUAAACCUUUUAGUUGUGAUGCAUGUGGAAAAAGAUUUGUCUACAAGUCAGUUUUGAACAGGCACAUGAGAAUUCACACAGGAGACAAACCCUUUGGUUGUGAUGCAUGUUGAAAAAGUUUUGCUUCAAAAUCAUAUUUAUACAAACACAUGACAAAUCCACACAGGAGAGAAAAAAAACAUUUGGUUCAGAUGCUUGUGGCAACUUCUUUGCCUUCAAGUCAUCUUUAAACAUACACAAAAGAAUCCAAACUGGAGAGACACUUUUUUUGAUGAAAUAAAAGAUAAACCCUUUGCUGGUUAUGAUUGUAGAAAAGAUUUAAGCAUAAUUUAAGACCCUCUUUACACCAUAUUGCGUACGUCCCGGGAAGCAAUGUUUUUCCACAUCUGUUAUCAGUUUAGCUAGCCAAUAGUGGCAGAUUCGUGUAAGUCCCAGUUGCUUGUGCUGAAAAGCAGCAGCAGCUCGCUUAUUUAGUUUGUCUGGGAGUGGCUAUUCACCAGAUAGUGGUGGUGAAAAAGUGUUUGCCACCUAAACCUAACAACUGGUUGGGCUAACCCUCAACAGCAACAACUGCAAUAAACCGUUUGCUAUAACAUGCAAUGAGUCUUUUACAGCCCUGCGGAGGAAUUUUGGUCCACUAAUCUUUGCAGAAUUGUUGUAAUUCUGUCACGUUGGAGGUUUUUCGAGCAUAAACAAGCUUUUUCUCAGUUAAGAUUAUAAUACAGUUUUAAAGUGAAAAGUCACACAUUAACUGUGACUGUCUUAUCUUUUUCAGAAGUGUAAAACUACAAGUAUAAUCACAGCAACAUGUAUGAUGAUUUUCUAUUUUUCUACAAUUAUUAAAUGUAAUGAAGAGGGGUAAUGUUAAUCAAUUGUGAUGUAUGAAUAAAAAUGAAGUGAUGUUUUUUUUUUUAGCUGUAACUGGUAUGAGAGCAAGAAGCAGAUAAAUACUGUGUUAGAAAGCUUGAGGCUGAGCAGAUAAGGAGGGCACUAUGGCUUGGGAGCCAGAGGCGGCAGAGACAUAACAUUAGGACGGGAGGGGCAGAGCCAGCUCACGGGAACUGGGCAUGGAUGGAAGGUCAACGAGCAAGCUCAAGUCAUAACAAGCAUGGGAGCGAAAAACGAGAAGCCAGUUUCAUGCUGUUUUUCAUCAGUCAUGAAAGUCAAAAAACAGGCAAAAGUCAUAACACAGGGAGCCAGCUGGGGGCUGUUUAUGACUCUGUCUACGGAGGCCAAGAGACAGCAACAAAAAAUCACGGCAACCAUGUAACUCAAUGAUGGGAUAGCUUGCCCAGCAACAGGGGAUGAGCAGUGAGGCUAUCUGCACUAUAAAAACUGCCAAAGAAAGAAACGGGGUUGUUUCCUCGCAGAAGACCAGCGAACAAGAUGGGACAAAGAAAGAAGCUACAGAUGAAUCAGAAGACCGGAGACGCAGCCCCGCUGACAAUUCUGCAUUAUAGAGAGGAUCAACCCGUGUGCCCUGAGAAGAGCUGCAACUCAGAAUUGAGAAUCUGAAUUUCAUCUGUUGCAUUUUUACCAAGACAAUUGAAAUGAACUUGGUCAGUGAACAACUGAUUGCUCUAAGUUUCAGGCUUCUGGAAAUCUUGAACCAACCUCAAUUACACCUCAAAGGUUUCCUUCAACUAUUCAGGCUCUGGAAGCUACCGACUUUUGAAACAUAUGCCAACAAAGUUUCCGUUUUUUAAAUUGAAAAUUUUUUUUUUUUCAACUUUACCAUUGAAACCCCGAGCAUCAGCGCCUGUCCACGUAGAGGAAGAAAACUGAAGAUUUGCCUCUCAUCCAAGAAAACAAUCACUUGUUGCCUAUUGAAGAAAUUAUUCCAGUCGGAUCCAUGGUGAACCUCCGUCUCCAAAGCCUCUUCAGCCUUACCAGUUUCAGCUUUAGGGUAAGAUAGGUUAAGUUGAUUGAUUUAUUUCUAUUAUUCAAUUUUUUUAAGUUUUGCUGAUUGUUAAUCUGUUACUGGCACCUGCAAAAGCAUUACUAAUUAAAUAAAGCAUAUAUAAUUCUA